Trichosurus vulpecula (common brushtail) is the source of this 1410-nucleotide messenger RNA. It is a transcript of the gene SACK1E, whose product is annotated as family with sequence similarity 83 member E. Bases 1 to 1410 code for a protein of 469 amino acids. The transcript is spliced from 5 exons. The record is from RefSeq and is a predicted model, not a curated record. Lineage: Eukaryota; Metazoa; Chordata; Mammalia; Diprotodontia; Phalangeridae.
AUGGCAGCCUCCCAAUUGGCAGCUCUAGAUGAAGCUGGGGAGGGGGCUCCGGUUGAGACCCCACUCAGCAAGGCAGACCCAUCCCUCCUCUACUCGGAAGGCCACAGGCUGGCCCUGGAGACCCUCUUGAGUGAGGGAGCUGGGGCCUUCGCUUCCUGCCUGCUCCAGGAGAAGCUCUCGCCUUUCCUGGCAGCUGAGGAGGUCCGCAGUCUGGAGGCGCAGGCAGAGGACUGGGGGGCAGGGGAUGAGGGGACCCCAAACCAGGAAAGAGGGGCUGACAUCCCCGAGCAGGGGAGCCUGACCUACUUUCCAGGCCGCUCAGAUGAGCCACCUCCAGACCUGGGCCUGGGUUGGCCUGAGUCUCAGCCAUGGAGAGGAAUCACCCGAGCCCGACUCUAUACCCAGCCCCCUAGGGAAGGGGACCCCUCCAUUAAGGAGUUGGUGAGGAAGGCUAUUCAGGAGGCCCAGAAGCUUAUAGCAGUGGUCAUGGACCUGUUCACGGACCCCGAUCUCCUGAUGGACCUUCAUGAGGCUGCUACCCGCCGCGGGGUUCCUGUCUACAUCCUCUUGGGCCACCGCCACCUCCCUGCCUUCCUGGCCCUGGCCCAGCAGCUGCGGAUGAACCCCCGAGCCAUGGAGAACCUCGAGGUCCGCGUACUGAGAGGCUGUGGCUUCCAGAGCCGGAGGAAGAAGCAUGUGACAGGGGACAUGAGAGAAAAAUUUGUGUUGGUGGAUGGAAACAGUGUCAUCACAGGCUCCUACAGUUUUACUUGGAGCGACUCCCGCUUACACCGAAACCUGGUAACCCUGCUGACUGGGGAGAUUUUGGAGGCCUUUGACAGAGAGUUCCGGACACUCUAUGCCACCUCCCACCCACUGUCCCCUUCCCCUUCCUCCGGCCCCUUCCUCAGCGUCCUGGAGGGAGUCCAGCUGGCCCGGGGACGCCACCACAUUGCCCGCCGCUGCUCCGUUGCCCCUGUCUUGCUACCACCCCAGGAUGAUGCACCCCAACACCACCUGGUCACCUGCCAGACCUCUGAGGACUCCAAGAGGCCCUCGCCCACUGGGCCGGCCCUAAGUGAUAUCUUGAGGAAUAUCCAGAGGGUCCGGCCCACCAGUGGCCCCUCUCCCCGGCCCAGCCGCUCCCUCUGGGACUUGAGCUGCCUCUCCCAGUCCAGUGAUGGGGAUGGGAGACUGGGUAGAGAGCCAAAGACUCCCUGGGCCACCCAAGACACGCCCGCCAUGACUCUGAUGAGACAGCGAGGGGCGAGUGAGGACCCUAGAGCCCUGGUGCGACGGUGGGCCAACCCUGCUUGGCCUGUGACCCCCGGGCGGUUCCACUACCCAUUGCCAGCCCAUCGGAGGCUCGGGGAGGAUCCCGGGCAGCAAGGCCAUGGGCAGCCUGAAUAG